UUCCCCCCUUAUUUUGCCCAUAAUCGACUAUAAAAAAUCUCAAAAAAAAUUUUUUUUUUAAUGUUCCCAACAACCUUAUUAUUUAUUUUAUUUUGUCUAAAUUUAUUUUCUUGUGAUAUUGAGGCGGAGGAAGAAUCCUUUUACUCGUUAUUGGGAGUUGAACAAGACGCGGAUUUGUUGACGAUUCGAAAGGCUUUUAAAAGUUUAGCUUUAGAGAAACAUCCAGAUAAGAAUCCGGACGACCCAAACGCCCAUUCAAUAUUUGUGCGUAUCAACCGUGCCUAUGAAGUAUUAAAAGAUGCUGAAUUGAGAAGAAAAUAUGACCAAUUUGGCGAGAAGGGAUUGGAAGAUGGAGGUGGGGGAGAGCAACAUUAUCAAAGCUGGCAGUUCUAUAAUGAUAAUUUUGGGAUUUAUGACGAUGACCCAGAAAUUAUUACACUUGGCCGUGGCGAUUUUGAAGAGGAAGUGUUUCAAUCGGGAGAGAUUUGGUUUGUCAAUUUCUACUCGGCUUUUUGUUCUCAUUGUCACCACUUGGCCCCUGUUUGGCGUGAAUUGGCUAAACGAGUACCUGAAGGUGUGGCGAGGAUUGGGGCAGUUAAUUGUGCAGAAGAUCCGGGACUUUGUAGAAGCCAAAACGUUAUGGGUUAUCCGUCUUUGAUUGUUUAUCCACAACAGGAAUGGUUUCAAGACGAGCGCACUUUGAAUAAUCUCCUUGAUUUUCUCCUCUCUCAAUUGUCUGCUCCAAUAUUACAACCAACAGUUGAAUUGCCUAUUCAAAGACCUCUUUUGUUAGAAUUGUGUUUGAGAGAGAAUGAAUGUAUUUCUGAGGAAGACAGAAAAAAGAUUGCUGCAAUUUCUAAUCAACUUUUGAUGCCUUUUGCUGUGUUGGACUGUUCUGAAUCUGCCAAAGAAAUUUGUAAAAAUAUUGGGGCUGAGGAAGGAAUGUUUUUGUUAAGUGGAGGGGAAGAUGAAAAGCCUAAGGAGUUAUAUUUUGCUGACUUGACAGAUUUGCGUAACCAAUUAUUAUCAGAAUUACCAGAAUUGGAAGAAUAUACAUAUUCAGAAUUGCAACAAAAAAUAAAUUUGAAUAAAUUAGAAGAAGAAGAACAAAUUUUAUUAAUAUUUUUAAAUUCAAAAGAGGAAUUUCAAAAAGAAUGGAAACGUUUAUUAAUUUUAUUCCCAGAAUUGCAAGUUAAAUUAAUUGUUUGUGAGGGAGAAAUUGGUCAACAUUUGUGUAAUACAUUGAAUUUGGGGAAAUUACCUAAAGUAGCACUAUUUAGAAUUGAGGGAGGAUAUGAUUUAAAUUAUGUUCCUAUCAGAGGUGGGUCAGAUUUCCAAUUUCCAACGUUUUUUUCCUUUCGAUUUCCGAAAAAAAUUUUUUGAUUUCCGAGUUCCGACUCUUGAGCCGGUUCCGAUUUCCGACACCUCUGACUGUUCCGACCCACCUCUGGUUCCUACUAAAAUUGAUUCUUCCUAACAAUAAGUCAGUUCCAGAUUCUUAGAAUAACUAAAACCAGAUCGGAUCCUGCAGACACGCACAGCACGGCAACUCCCAAACCAUAUCAAUUUUAUGCCAAAUUUUUUUAUUAAUUCGGUCUGGAAAUCAUCUAGAGAUAGCGAA
Meloidogyne enterolobii is the source of this 1621-nucleotide messenger RNA. The record is from the annotation of a GenBank genome assembly. Lineage: Eukaryota; Metazoa; Nematoda; Chromadorea; Rhabditida; Meloidogynidae.